Molecule: messenger RNA, 498 nt
Organism: Suncus etruscus (white-toothed pygmy shrew)
Lineage: Eukaryota; Metazoa; Chordata; Mammalia; Eulipotyphla; Soricidae
Gene: MALL
Product: mal, T cell differentiation protein like
Exons: 4
Coding region: 1-459 (152 amino acids)
Biological process (GO): myelination
Cellular component (GO): membrane
Molecular function (GO): structural constituent of myelin sheath
Source: RefSeq, a predicted model, not a curated record
AUGGCCACGCGCGAGCCGCCCGCCACCAGCUACCCGCAGCCCGAAGUGCCCACGGGACUCGCGCUCUUCCUCACUAUCCCCUACGCCUUCUUCCUGCCCGAGCUGAUAUUUGGAUUCUGGGUCUGGAUCCUCGUAGCCGCCACCCAGGUCGCAAGCCCAUUGCUGCAAGGAUGGGUGAUUUAUGUGUCCCUCACCUCCUUUAUUAUCUCACUGGUGUUCCUGUUGUCUUACUUGUUGGGAUUUUACAAAAGAUUCGAGUCCUGGAGUGUCCUGAACAGCCUGUACCAGGGCACCACCGGCAUCUUGUACAUGAGUGCAGCCGUCUUACAAGCACAUGCAACCAUCAUAUCUGAGUCCCAGAACAUCAGUCAUUAUUACUUGAACACGUCAGCCACGUUCUUUGCCUUUAUCACCACCCUCAUCUACAUCCUUCACGCCUUCAGCAUCUACUACCACUGAUGUUCUUUCACCACCUGUAUUCACCCUCUGGAUGACAAU